Sus scrofa (pig) is the source of this 7085-nucleotide messenger RNA. RefSeq names its product TBC1 domain family member 4 (gene TBC1D4). Lineage: Eukaryota; Metazoa; Chordata; Mammalia; Artiodactyla; Suidae. The record is from RefSeq and is a predicted model, not a curated record.
GUCCGGGCACUGCCGGCGCCAGGCGCAAGACUGCUGCCCGAGGGGCGGAUUGGAGGGGCGGUCUGGGGCCUGGGCAGAGAAAGAGGCGUAGAGGUGAAUUCACAGAUAAGCUUUUAUGGACACGCUCUCUGCCCGCCGGACGGGAGGCGGGGUGGCAGCCGGAUUAAAGCAGCAGCCUGGAAGGAAGGAAGGAGCGAGGGAGGGACGGGAACAGUUGGAGGAGGAGCAGCGAGCUGGGCUGCGGCGACUGGAGGAGGCGCGGCCCCCGCGAGGCCACGUUUUGUUUUUGUUAUUUUCCAGCGAAAGAGUUCUCACAGGCCCUCGCUGAGUACCGAUCCCGCCGAAGCUCCGCGGCCCCGACCUUCCAGGUGACAGCCGGUCACCCUGGUGGGAGUCAGCUCCGCCCCAAGUCAUCCCCUCCCGCCCACAGCCCAUUCCCCGCCCAGCCAGCCUCCCAGUGCCCGCCCGGGGCGAGCACGGCGGCCGCAGCGGCUCUGCAGCGCUGGAGCGGACGGCGACCUGCGGCGGCGCGGGGCCCUCGGCGUGGUCUUCCGACCCAGAGGAGUCGCGGACGAGGAAGGGGAGGUCCGGCCCUCGGCGCAAGCUGGAGAAAGGAGGAUGACGAUUUAACCCGCCCUCUCCUGCCAGUCCUGUUGCCUGGCGCUCCUCGGGUGCCCGCCGCCGGAGCCUGGGAGCCGCGCCCGGGGUAGUGCCGCAUGGGGCAGGGCCGCUGAAGCGCGGAGUUCGGGGUCUCGCCAAGGCGGGCGCAGGGGCCCGACGCUGCAAUUGGCACAGUUUCGGCGCGCUUCAACGCGAGAGCUGGGCGCGCGGCACGCCUAUCCGACCGUCUCGGUGCCCUCGGGAGGUGCGAGUUAUGGAGCCCCCCAGCUGCAUUCAGGAUGAGCCAUUCCCGCACCCUCUGGAGCCCGAGCCGGGCGCUCCUGCACAGCUGGGCCCCGGGAAACCGGGCGACAAGCGGUUCCGGCUGUGGUACGUGGGGGGGUCGUGCUUGGACCGCAGGACCACGCUGCCCAUGCUGCCCUGGCUAAUGGCCGAGAUCCGCCGGCGCAGCCAGAAGCCCGAGGCGGGCGGCUGCGGGGCGCCGGCGCCCCGCGAGGUGCUCCUGGUGCUCAGCGCGCCUUUCUUGCGCUGCGUCCCCGCGCCGGGCGCCGGGGCCGUGGGGGCCUCCUGCCCCGCGACCGCUCAGCCCAACCCGGCCGUGUUCAUCUUCGAGCACAAGGCGCAGCACAUCUCGCGUUUCAUCCACAAUAGCCACGACCUCACCUACUUUGCCUACCUGAUCAAGGCGCAGCCCGACGACCCCGAGUCGCAGAUGGCCUGCCACGUUUUCCGCGCCACAGACCCCAAUCAGGUUCCGGAUGUCAUCAGCAGCAUAAGGCAGUUAUCGAAAGCGGCCAUGAAAGAGGAUGCCAAGCCCAGCAAAGACAACGAGGAUGCCUUUUACAACUCGCAGAAGUUCGAGGUCCUGUACUGCGGCAAGGUGACGGUGACCCACAAGAAGGCCCCGUCCAGCCUCAUCGACGACUGCAUUGAGAAGUUCAGCCUGCACGAGCAGCAGCGCCUGAGGGUCCAGGGCGAGCCCCGCCCCCCGGAUGCGGGCGAGGACUCGGCGGCACUGGUGGCCGAGGCGCCCGCUCCCCUCGCGGACGCGCUGUCCGAGGAAGGGGACGGCGUCGCCGACACCCACCCGGUCUUUUCCUCCGCUCCCAGCCAGCCUGGACCGGCCAGCUCUCGCAUCUGCUUCCCCGAGCGGAUUUUGGAAGAUUCUGCCUUUGAUGAACAGCAGGAGUUCCGGUCCCGGUGCAGCAGCGUCACGGGUGUCCUGCAGAGGAAAGUUCACGAGAACAGCCAGAAGCCCCAGCCGCGGAGGAGGCACGCCAGCGCGCCCAGCCACGUCCAGCCCUCGGAUUCGGAGAAGAACAGAACGAUGCUGUUCCAGGUUGGCCGGUUUGAGAUUAACCUCAUCAGUCCAGACACUAAAUCAGUUGUGCUUGAGAAGAAUUUUAAAGAUAUCUCUUCUUGUUCCCAGGGUAUAAAGCACGUCGAUCACUUUGGCUUCAUCUGUCGGGAGUCGCCAGAGCCUGGGCUGAGCCAGUAUAUCUGUUACGUGUUCCAGUGUGCCAGCGAGUCUCUGGUCGAUGAGGUGAUGCUGACUCUCAAACAGGCUUUCAGUACGGCCGCUGCCCUGCAGAGUGCCAAGACCCAGAUUAAGCUGUGCGAGGCCUGCCCUAUGCACUCUUUGCAUAAGCUCUGUGAACGGAUUGAAGGUCUCUACCCACCAAGAGCCAAGCUGGUAAUACAGAGGCACCUCUCAUCAUUGACUGAUAAUGAGCAAGCUGACAUCUUUGAACGAGUCCAGAAAAUGAAGCCCAUCAAUGACCAGGAGGAGAAUGAACUUGUCAUUUUACAUCUGAGGCAGCUCUGUGAAGCCAAGCAGAGGACACACAUUCACAUUGGGGAAGGCCCAUCGACUAUUUCCAGUAGUACAAUCCCGGAAAAUUCGACGAGCAGUGGAAGGUUCAAACUUGACAUCCUGAAAAAUAAAGCUAAGAGAUCCUUAACUAGCUCCCUGGAAAACAUCUUCUCAAGGGGAGCUAACAGAAUGAGAGGCCGGCUUGGAAGUAUGGACAGCUUUGAACGGUCCAACAGUCUUGCUUCAGAGAAGGACUACUCGCCCGGAGACUCUCCGCCGGGGACCCCGCCGGCUUCCCCACUGUCCGCCGCUUGGCAGACGUUCCCUGAAGAGGAUUCCGACUCCCCGCAGUUUCGAAGACGGGCCCACACGUUCAGCCACCCACCUUCCAGCACGAAGAGAAAGCUGAAUUUCCAGGAUGGGAAGGCUCAUGGGGUCCGCUCCCCUCUGCUGAGGCAGGGCUCCAGCGAACAUUGCAGCAGCCUUCCGUCAGUUCGGCGCAUGCACAAGGAGAAUAAUUCUUCCACCAGUCUUCCAAGUCUUCAUACUUCCUCCUCUGCCCCUUCCUUCACUGCCCCCUCUUUCCUGAAAAGCUUUUACCAGAAUUCAGGUAGACUGUCCCCACAGUAUGAAAAUGAAAUCAGCGAUGGAGAGGGGAGGAAAAGGACCUCAUCCACCUGCAGCAAUGAGUCGCUAAACACUGGAGGAACCCCCGUCACUCCUCGCCGAAUUUCCUGGCGACAGCGCAUCUUUCUUAGGGUUGCCUCGCCCAUGAACAAAUCUCCGUCAGCAAUGCAGCAGCAGGAUGGACUGGACAGGAGUGAGCUGCUGCCACUGUCCCCUCUGGCGCCAACCAUGGAGGAGGAACCGCUGGUUAUAUUCACAUCUGUUGAAGAUGACACGGAAAAGGUGGAAGGAAGGAAAAAGUCGGAAGAACUGAGGAGUUUGUGGAGAAAAGCUAUACACCAGCAAAUCCUGUUGCUUCGAAUGGAAAAAGAAAACCAGAAACUUGAAGCAAGCAGAGAUGAACUCCAGUCCAGGAAAGUUAAACUGGAUUAUGAAGAAGUUGGUGUGUGUCAGAAGGAGGUCUUCAUAACCUGGGAUAAGAAGUUGUUAAACUGCAGAGCUAAAAUCCGAUGUGAUAUGGAAGAUAUUCAUACUUCUCUAAAAGAAGGUGUUCCCAAAAGUCGGCGAGGAGAAAUCUGGCAGUUCCUCGCUUUGCAAUAUCGUCUGAGACACAGAUUGCCUAAUAAGCAUCAGCCUCCUGACACAUCCUACAAAGAGCUCUUAAAGCAGCUCACGGCCCAGCAGCAUGCUAUUCUAGUGGACUUAGGGAGGACAUUCCCUACCCACCCUUAUUUUUCAGCACAGCUCGGGGCAGGGCAGUUGUCUCUCUUUAACCUCUUGAAAGCCUAUUCAUUGCUGGACAAAGAAGUGGGUUACUGUCAGGGGAUCAGCUUUGUGGCCGGAGUCCUGCUUCUGCACAUGAGUGAAGAGCAAGCCUUUGAAAUGCUGAAGUUCCUCAUGUAUGACCUGGGCUUCCGCAAGCAGUACCGGCCUGACAUGAUGUCACUACAGAUACAGAUGUACCAGCUGUCCAGGCUCCUUCAUGACUAUCACAGAGCUCUCUACAAUCAUCUUGAAGAAAAUGAAAUCAGCCCCAGUCUUUAUGCUGCCCCCUGGUUCCUGACAUUGUUUGCCUCUCAGUUUCCAUUAGGAUUUGUAGCCAGAGUUUUUGAUAUUAUUUUUCUCCAGGGAACUGAAGUUAUAUUUAAGGUCGCCCUCAGCCUGCUGAGUAACCAAGAGACACUCAUAAUGGAAUGUGAAAACUUUGAAAAUAUUGUCGAAUUCCUUAAAAACACGCUACCUGAUAUGAAUACAUCUGAAAUGGAGAAAAUUAUCACCCAGGUUUUCGAGAUGGACAUUUCUAAACAGUUACAUGCCUAUGAGGUGGAGUAUCAUGUGCUGCAGGAUGAACUCCAGGAAUCUUUAUAUGCCUCUGAGGAGAGUGAGCCCAUGGAGAAGCUGGAGAGGGCCAAUAGCCAACUGAAAAGACAGAACAUGGAUCUCCUAGAAAAAUUACAGAUAGCUCAUGCUAAAAUCCAAACCUUGGAAUCCAACCUGGAAAAUCUUUUAACCCGAGAGACCAAAAUGAAGUCAUUGAUCCGGACGCUGGAACAAGAGAAAACAGCUUAUCAAAAGGCGGUGGAGCACAUCCGGAAGCUGCUGCCGCCAGAUGCUCUGGCCAGUUUUGACCCGCUGCUGAGAGACUUGAACUGCAACCCUAACAACAAAGCCAAGAUCGGAAACAAGCCAUAAACGGAGGCAGGCCGCCGGGGCAGGAAGUGCCCCGAGGAUGCGAGGAUGCAGGAUGCGUCAGUUAGGAGGAGGCUGCAUGCUCCUGGCCCAUCGCUGGACACCGGAGCUGACAGAACCACCAAAUCGGGUCUGAGCCCAGAUCGGAGUGGUAGCCCUCGCUCUCCUUAGAGCAUGCCAGUUCUAUGCCAUUGUACAUAAGCAGACUGUUUUUUGCUGUCCAUGUUGACUAUGUACAUACAUAUAUAUAAUGGACCUAGAGAGUUCUUGCUUUCUGAAAAAAAGGAGUAGAUGUAUAUUUAGGGCAACUUUUUUAAAAAAUCAAAACUUCAUGAAAUCCACAUCAAAGGGAAGCUAAAGUGAAAUUCCCUUGGACACAUGUGAAAUCAUUUUGUCUUUGUAGUGAAACAAAGCUAGAACAUCUUUGUAUAUUGACAUAUACUUGAAAAAAAUGAAUGUAUUUUUUUCUCCAAAGAACAGCAUGUUUCACUCAGUGGUGGGGAGGUUAAAAACUUUUGGGUAGCUUUAUGUGGACCUGUCUUAAAAUCUACUGACAAUAUAUAUAUAAUAUAUAUAUAUGGAAAAUGACUGAUUGCCAGUCAAGCUCCUAUGGGUUUUUCAGGAAAGUGGGGGCCUUCCCCCUGCUGCCUGCUUUGUGCCAAUGGGCAUGUUGCAUCUACAUGCAUUUUGAGUCUGGUCAAGCAUUACUUUAGGUGUGUGCAAGGAGAAAGCAAGACUGUGGCUGAGUUGGCCCACCCAGCUCAAGGUGAAAGAGAAUGUUACUAACUUUCUAGCAAAUCAGACCAGCAUUAUUACUUAAAUUAAAAAUAUCAGUCCUCAAAAAUUUAAUUUUGGAGAGUUCCCGUUGUGGCUCAGCAGAUGAAGAACCUGACAUAGUGUCUACGAGGAUGCGGGGUCCCCGGCAAGGCGGGAUCCAAGCUGCAUCUGUGACCUAUAGCACAGCUCACAGCGACGCUGGAUCCUUAACCCACGGAGCGAGGCCCAGGGAUGGAACCUGUAUCCUCAUGAGUCAGUUUCAUUAGCUGCUGAGCCACAAUGGGAACUCCUAACUCUCUACCUUUUAUUUAAAUUACUCCUACAGUUGUGAAUGCACUCCCUUUUAUUUGGUGCCACAGUUGGUGACAAGGAUUUGCCAUUUCCCACCAAAAUGUGGGAGCUCUUACUUAGAUCUCACUACCUUAAAUGAAGAAUAAGGAAAUGCAAUUAUGAUUGGUUUUCUAAAGAUGAUGUUACUAUGGUGAGAAUCUUUUUUUUUUUUUUAAUGCCAAUUGAGAGGUGUGAUAAGCUCACAUCUUCCCCUUUCAUGUAACGAUUUAUGAGAACUGUGGAAUGUGUAAAACAAACUGUUGAAAUCCAUGGGCAGGGAGGGAGAAAGCCCUUCUAAAGCCUACAGUUCUGUAUCCGGACUCCCGACUUUCUCAGCCUACAGAUUAUUAGAGGACAUUCGUGCAUGCUGGGUGUGGAAGGAAAGGCAUUUGUAACGUACCCGUGGAAUUUCUCCAUUUCAGAGAUGAUUCUAUGAUAGUGCCUUGGAAAGUUGAUGCAGCAUUUUUGCCUUUCCAAACAAUAUUUAUCACCACUGCUUUUUGCAUAUUAUCACAGAUGGAUUGUCUGGAAUACUUUUCUUCAAAGGGAGUUUGUUAUACACAAGCUAUAAUGUAUUAUAGAGUUAAAGAAGAAAGCUCUAAAGGUUUCAGAAAAUCUUGAUGAGCAGAUGAUCAGCAUCUAAAACCUCUUCUAGACCAUUGCUCAGUGUAUAUGUAUUGAUUCUUGAUACAAAACAGCAUGCCCUCCAACCCAUGCACUUUCUUAAAAGAAAAUAAAGUCUUAUUAGCAGACUAUUAAUGUAAUUUCUAGGUUCUAGAAAAUGCUGAUUCUCAUUACCCCAUUCACUUGGGGGCACCAGCUAUUUUGUUGCUUGGAUUUCCCCCAGAUUUCUCUAUUUGUAGGAGACGUUUUUCCUAUGAGGAAUAUAAUGAAUAUUAUCUGGUUACUGUUUGGCAAUGAAAAUUCUCUCAUGUGUGUGAUACACAAGUGGUAGCCAGGGCAUCUUCAAGUUGGGAAAAGAAAUUUUUCCUUUCAGUUGUUCAAUUUAAAAUAAAUUUUAUUCUGGAGGUUCAGAGUCAACAUUACGAGUUGUUUUACCGUGUUUAGAGUUCAAGUUGUCUUGGAUACAGUAUUUCUUUUGAAAAUGAAUUUUUCUUUUGUGAUCUUUUAAAGGUUGCACCAAUUAUGCUUCAUGCGUUGUUACAUCUUCAUCUGAUUAGUAUAUGUCUAGUUCAUUUUCAAUAAAUACAUUGCUGCAGUUUCCUUG